AUGGAGCAGGAUGUGGAGAGCCCAGCCACCAUCAGACAACCCAAGUUGCCAAAGCAGGUCCGUGAGGGCCUGCCUAAACAGCUGGCACAAAUGGACAGGGCGAAGAGGAUCCAGCGGUACGUCCAGAAAGACGGGAAGUGCAAUGUCCAUCACGGGAACGUCCGGGAGACAUACCGGUAUCUGACAGACAUUUUCACCACGCUGGUAGAUCUCAAAUGGAGGUUCAAUCUCUUCAUCUUUGUCCUGGUGUACACGGUCACAUGGCUCUUCUUUGGCUUCAUGUGGUGGCUUAUUGCAUACCUUCGGGGUGAUCUGGACCAUUUAGCUGACAAUAAGUGGACUCCGUGUGUCAAUAACCUCAAUAGUUUUGUAUCAGCUUUUCUGUUCUCCAUUGAGACAGAGACCACUAUUGGUUACGGAUACAGAGUCAUCACGGACAAAUGCCCUGAGGGGAUACUUCUGCUUUUAAUUCAGUCAGUGUUGGGGUCUAUUGUGAAUGCCUUUAUGGUGGGUUGCAUGUUUGUCAAGAUCUCGCAGCCCAAGAAGCGAGCUGAGACACUAGUGUUUUCCACCAAUGCGGUCAUCUCAAUGAGAGACGGACGGCUGUGCCUGAUGUUCAGAGUUGGAGACCUCCGAAACUCGCACAUUGUUGAGGCUUCUAUCAGGGCCAAGCUUAUCAAGUCUAAGCAGACCAAGGAAGGGGAGUUCAUCCCUUUGAACCAGACGGACAUGAAUGUGGGUUAUAACACGGGAGAUGACAGGCUCUUCCUCGUGUCACCGCUCAUCAUCUGCCACGAGAUAAACCAGAACAGCCCCUUCUGGGACAUCUCACAAGCCCACCUGGCCAAGGAGGACCUGGAAAUUGUUGUGAUCCUGGAGGGGAUGGUGGAGGCCACAGGUAUGACGUGCCAGGCAAGAAGUUCAUACGUCAGCAGUGAGAUCAAGUGGGGCUACCGCUUCACACCAGUCCUGACUCUGGAGGAUGGCUUCUAUGAGGUGGACUACAACAGUUUCCAUGAUAUCUAUGAAACUAACACACCCGCCUGCAGUGCCAAAGAGCUUGCCGAUAUGACCAACCGCUCCCGCUUGCCCCUCACCUGGUCGCUGGCCAGUAAGCUGAGCCAACAGGGGCUGCCAGAAUCUGAGCAGGAGGGUCAGGAGACAAAGACCAGACUGGACAACCAGGGGAAGAGCCAGCAGACGGAGAGAAACGGAGACAUUGCCAAUGUAGAGAGUGAGUCUAAAGUGUAG
Molecule: messenger RNA, 1251 nt
Organism: Scomber japonicus (chub mackerel)
Lineage: Eukaryota; Metazoa; Chordata; Actinopteri; Scombriformes; Scombridae
Gene: kcnj6
Product: potassium inwardly rectifying channel subfamily J member 6
Exons: 2
Coding region: 1-1251 (416 amino acids)
Biological process (GO): regulation of monoatomic ion transmembrane transport; potassium ion import across plasma membrane
Cellular component (GO): plasma membrane
Molecular function (GO): G-protein activated inward rectifier potassium channel activity
Source: RefSeq, a predicted model, not a curated record